Messenger RNA from Indicator indicator, 1062 nucleotides. It is a transcript of the gene KLHDC8B, whose product is annotated as kelch domain containing 8B. The transcript is spliced from 5 exons. Lineage: Eukaryota; Metazoa; Chordata; Aves; Piciformes; Indicatoridae. The record is from RefSeq and is a predicted model, not a curated record. The coding region runs from base 1 to 1062 and encodes 353 amino acids. Gene Ontology annotation, molecular function: protein binding.
AUGGCGGCAGGUGCAGGCACCUUUGCAUGGGCCACCUUCCCUGCCAUGCCCACAAGCCGCGUGUACUGCAGUGCCGCGCACCGCGAUGGGCAGCUCUUCGUGCUGGGCGGCUGUGGGGUUGGUGGGAGAGCUCUGGGUACUGCCGAGGUGCUUGACCUCCUGGCACAGCGUUGGACCACGCUCCCACCGCUGCUCACACCACGGGCUGGCGCUGCUGCCCUCGCCCUGGGCAAGCAGAUCCUGGUCGUGGGUGGCGUGGAUGCGGUGCAGAGCCCCCUCGCUUCUGUUGAGGUAUACCACGUGGAUGAGGGCAAGUGGGAGAAGAAGGCGGCUCUGGCUCAGCCCUCCAUGGGCAUCUCGGCUGUACAGAGAGAUGGGGCUGUCUAUGCAUUGGGGGGAAUGGGUGCAGACACCUCUCCCCAGGCACUGGUUCGCGUCUAUGAGCCAGCAAAGGACCACUGGCAGCCCCUGCCCUCCAUGCCCACCCCCUGCUACGGGGCCUCCACCUUCUUGCAGGGCAACAAGAUCUUCGUUCUGGGGGGUCGGCAAGGCAAGCUGCCUGUCACUGCCUUUGAGGCCUUUGACUUGGAGACAAGGAGCUGGACACGCUACCCCAGUGUCCCCAGCCGCCGCGCCUUCGCUGCCUGUGCCAUGGCUGACGGUGUCAUCUUCAGCCUUGGAGGGCUACAGCAGCCAGGGCCCCACAACUUCUAUUCCCGUCCCCACUUCGUCAACACAGUGGAGAUGUUUGAUCCUACACAGGGUGCAUGGAGCAAGCCAAGCCGUGCUGUCCGCAUGAGGGAGAAGAGAGCUGACUUCGUGGCUGGCUGCUUGGGAGGAAGAGUGGUGGCUGUGGGUGGCCUCGGGAACCAGUCAUGCCCACUGGUCUCAGUGGAAGGGUUCAGCCUCUCACAGAAGAAGUGGGAGCCACUGCCUCCCAUGCCCACUGGCCGCUGCUCCUGCUCCAGCUGCCCAGCGCCCAGCCUGCUCUUCAUCAUUGGUGGGGUGGCCCAGGGUCCCAGUGGUGCUGUUGAGGCUCUAUGCCUGCGUGAAGCACCCUGA